AACAAAGGCCCGAGCCCCCCCCACCCCCGGGAGCCCAACAACAGGGCCCAACGGCCCCUGGCUCCGGGGUGGGGGGAUCGGGCCUGGAUCGGCUGCCGGUGCCUGCCAGUGGGGGUUAGGCUUGCUGAGGGGCAGGCGCAGGAGUCCUGGCUGAGCUCACGGCCUGAGGCUGCCUAGCGGCCGCGGGGAAUGGUUGCAAUGGCGGAGGCAGAGGCAGGGGUGGCAGUGGAGGUCCGUGGACUGCCCCCUGCCGUGCCCGACGAGCUGCUCACGCUCUACUUUGAAAACCGCCGACGCUCUGGAGGGGGACCUGUGUUGAGCUGGCAGAGACUGGGCUGUGGGGGCGUCCUCACCUUCAGAGAGCCUGCAGACGCCGAGAGGGUCUUGGCCCAGGCAGAUCACAAACUACAUGGUGCCCAGCUGAGCCUGCGGCCAGCUCCACCACGAGCCCCUGCACGCCUGCUGCUCCAAGGACUGCCCCCUGGCACCACAACCCAGCGCUUGGAGCAGCAUGUCCAGGCCUUGCUGCGUGCCUCGGGGCUCCCAGUACAGCCUUGCUGUGCCUUGGCCAGCCCCCGGCCAGACCGGGCUCUGGUCCAGCUGCCCAAGCCCCUUUCUGAGGCAGAUGUCCGUGUCCUGGAGGAGCAGGCCCAGAAUCUGGGCCUGGAGGGGACCUUGGUGUCCCUGGCCCGGGUUCCCCAGGCCCGAGCGGUGCGUGUGGUGGGGGAUGGUGCCUCUGUGGACCUGCUGUUGCUGGAGUUGUACCUGGAGAAUGAGCGCCGCAGUGGUGGGGGGCCCCUGGAGGACCUGCAACGUCUACCCGGGCCCCUGGGCACUGUUGCCUCCUUCCAACAGUGGCAAGUGGCAGAACGAGUGUUGCAGCAGGAGCACCGGCUGCAGGGCUCAGAGCUGAGCCUUGUCCCCCACUACGACGUCCUAGAGCCCGAGGAGCUGGCUGAGAACACCAGUGGAGGGGACCACCCGUCCACCCAGGGGCCUAGGGCUACCAAGCAUGCUCUCCUGAGGACCGGAGGGUUGGUGACGGCUCUGCAGGGUGCAGGGACUGUGACAAUGGGCUCUGGCGAGGAACCAGGGCAGUCAGGGUCCUCUCUGAGGACAGGUCCCAUGGUGCAGGGUACAGGGAUUAUGACAACGGGCUCUGGCCAGGAACCAGGGCAGUCAGGGGCCUCUCUGAGGACAGGUCCCAUGGGGUCUCUGGGACAGGCAGAGCCAGUCAGCUCGAUGCCCAUGGGUUCUCUGGAACAUGAGGGGCUGGUAAGCCUGAGGCCUGUGGGGUUGCAGGAACAGGAGGGGCCCAUGAGCCUGGGGCCUGUGGGGUCUGCAGGCCCAGUGGAGACCUCUAAGGGGUUGCCAGGGCAGGAGGGCCUGGUGGAAAUUGCCAUGGACUCACCAGAGCAAGAGGGGCUGGUGGGUCCCAUGGAGAUCGCCAUGGGGUCUCUGGAGAAGGCAGGGCCUGUGAGCCCAGGAUGUGUGAAGCUGGCGGGGCAGGAGGGCCUGGUGGAGAUGGUGCUGUUGAUGGAGCCAGGGGCGAUGCGCUUCCUGCAGCUCUACCAUGAGGACCUUCUUGCGGGCCUGGGAGACGUCGCUCUCUUCCCACUUGAAGGACCGGAUAUGACUGGCUUUCGGCUCUGUGGAGCCCAGGCUUCCUGCCAGGCGGCUGAGGAGUUUCUGCGGAGCCUGCUGGGCAGCAUUAGCUGCCAUGUAUUGUGCCUGGAGCACCCGGGCAGCGCCAGGUUUCUCCUGGGCCCAGAAGGGCAGCACCUUCUCCAGGGGCUGGAGGCUCAGUUCCAGUGUGUCUUUGGGACAGAGCGCCUGGCCACAGCCACGUUGGACACAGGCCUUGAAGAGGUGGACCCUACCGAGGCCCUCCCAGUGCUCCCUGGCAGCGCCCACACCCUGUGGACCCCAGACAGUACAGGUGGUGACCAGGAGGACGUGAGCCUGGAGGAGGUCCGAGAACUGCUGGCCACCCUGGAGGGCCUAGACCUAGACGGGGAGGACUGGCUGCCUCGGGAGCUGGAGGAGGAAGGGCCUCAGGAGCAGCCAGAGGAGGAGGCGACCCCAGGGCAUGAGGAGGAGGAGCCUGUGGACCCCAGCACUGUGGCACCCAGGUGGCUGGAGGAGGAGGCCGCUCUGCAGCUGGCCCUCCACCGGUCACUGGAGCCUCAAGAUCAGGUGGCUGAGCAGGAGGAGGCUGCUGCCCUGCGGCAAGCCCUAGCCCUCUCCCUGCUGGAGCAGCCCCCGUUGGUGGCAGAAGAGCCCCCAGAUGGGGGGACUGAUGGCAAGGCCCAGCUGGUGGUGCACUCGGCCUUUGAGCAGGAUGUGGAGGAGCUGGACCGGGCGCUCAGGGCUGCCUUGGAGGUCCACCUCCAGGAGGAGACGGUGGGGCCCUGGCGCCGCACACUGCCUGCAGAGCUGCGUGCUCGCCUGGAGCGGUGCCAUGGUGUGAGUGUUGCCCUGCGUGGUGACUGCACCAUCCUCCGUGGCUUCGGGGCCCACCCUGCCCGUGCUGCCCGCCACUUGGUGGCACUUCUGGCUGGCCCCUGGGAUCAGAGUUUGGCCUUUCCCUUGGCAGCUUCAGGCCCUACCUUGGCGGGGCAGACGCUGAAGGGGCCCUGGAACAAGCUGGAGCGUCUGGCAGAGAACACCGGGGAGUUCCAGGAGGUGGUGCGGGCCUUCUACGACACCCUGGACGCUGCCCGCAGCAGCAUCCGCGUCGUUCGUGUGGAGCGCGUGUCGCACCCGCUGCUGCGGCAGCAGUAUGAGCUGUACCGGGAGCGCCUGCUGCAGCGAUGCGAGCGGCGCCCGGUGGAGCAGGUGCUGUACCACGGCACGACGGCACCGGCAGUGCCUGACAUCUGCGCCCACGGCUUCAACCGCAGCUUCUGCGGCCGCAACGCCACGGUCUACGGGAAGGGCGUGUAUUUCGCCAGGCGCGCCUCCCUGUCGGUGCAGGACCGCUACUCGCCCCCCAACGCCGAUGGCCAUAAGGCGGUGUUUGUGGCACGGGUGCUGACUGGCGACUACGGGCAGGGCCGCCGCGGUCUGCGGGCGCCCCCUCUGCGGGGUCCUGGCCACGUGCUCCUGCGCUACGACAGCGCCGUGGACCGCAUCUGCCAGCCCAGCAUCUUCGUCAUCUUCCACGACACCCAGGCGCUGCCCACCCACCUCAUCACCUGCGAGCACAUGCCCCGCGCUUCCCCCGACGACCCCUCUGGGCUCCCGGGCCGCUCCCCAGACACUUAACCGAAGGGGCCACCCUCUGGCCUCCUGCUUCCCAGGCUCCCGGCUCCGCACAGGCUGAUGCUCCCCGCCCCCAACUGUGGCCGCCUGAGCUGUCCCCGGGGACGCCCCUGCCUCCCUCUGCGGGCUCCAGAAGGCGGUGUGGGGGAUGGGGUUCAGCAGCGGCCGAGGGGGGCUGGGCUAGGUCCCCGCCUGGGCCGACCCCACCACCAGGGGUCAGCAGAGCCCAGGAGGCGACACCGCCCGCCCGCCGCUCCCAGACCUCGCCCGAGUCGGCUCUGUUGUUUGAAUAAACGUGAACGUGAACCCAGGCGGAAGGGACCCGGGAA
This is a messenger RNA of Gorilla gorilla gorilla (western lowland gorilla), 3593 nucleotides long. RefSeq names its product poly(ADP-ribose) polymerase family member 10 (gene PARP10). Gene Ontology annotation, cellular component: cytoplasm; nucleus. Gene Ontology annotation, molecular function: transcription corepressor activity; NAD+ poly-ADP-ribosyltransferase activity. The record is from RefSeq and is a predicted model, not a curated record. The coding region runs from base 190 to 3267 and encodes 1025 amino acids. NCBI's taxonomy places the organism in Eukaryota, Metazoa, Chordata, Mammalia, Primates, Hominidae. The transcript is spliced from 12 exons. Gene Ontology annotation, biological process: negative regulation of gene expression; protein poly-ADP-ribosylation.